AUGGCGGGCAGAAAGCGAAAGGCACCCGCGUCAAACAGCGCCAACUCAUCAAAUGAAGUUUCUGCUGAUCCCUCUACUCAAGGCAUUGCUCCCCCGGCAAAAAAGGGUACAACAACCCGCAGCAAACGAGGCAAAGCAGCAGCAGCUGCUACCUCGGCACAAAGUCAGGCUGCUGGUGGUGAACUAUUAAAUACCUAUAUAUCUUCUGACACGAGUUCAAAAGAGGAUACUGUUCCUACAGAGCCUCCUCCAGAACGUCGGGAAACUACACCAACUAAGGUUCCUCAGGCGACCAGGUUCUCUACAAGGCUAAAAGCACGUAAACAGACACCGGCGCCGGAACUACCUCCGCAAGCAUCUCCUGAAUCUUCGACUGGGCCUACAGACUCAAACAUCACUGCCAAUAACAUACAAACCGAACAGAGUUCAGCAGGCUCUGAUCCAAACCAGACAUCACGUUUGACUCCUAAGAGCAGUGAUACAGAGACCAUAAAGUCUGAUAAACAACUGACCUUACCACGUACUCGUGGUCGGAAGCGAAAGCUUGAACAAGCUAACACAGAUACCUCUCUCACUGUUGCAAAGAAAGCAAAAGUUGCAAAGGAGUCUGCAUUUAACGGGGAAGUGCAAGGCACCCAAGGCUCGGAAAGCAACCAAAACGAAUCUGCAGAAAUGACCCACACUGAAGACGGUAACCGCACAGGCUCAAGGCAGAAUGGAACCGCUAGCGGCUCAGGUACUACAAGCCGCGGAAAAGGUGGUCGCAAAAAGAAAGGCAAUCUCAAGAAUUUGGGCAGCUAUGCGAAAAAAGGUAAAGGUAAUGGUGGAAAGAAGGGAAAGGAGAAUGAGGAGGAUUCUGAUAUCGAACUGGAUCCUUCUCUUCCACUUACGGCCAUUGCCCAAAAGCUUUCUGAUCGGCAGAAAGUAUUGAAACAGAAUUUCAAGAAACUCGGAGCUACUCACAAACUCAUUUUGAGCGAAUUGGCUGCACGUUCACACAGGGAUCUUGCCCGUGAUAAAAAUGCCCACCUUAAGGUUCCUGAGUUCGAGGAAGUAAACUCCCAGCUUCAAGCUGGCCUGCAAAAGAGACUGGAUAUUUUAGAAAACGAGCACCGUCUUCGUGUGCAACAGGCGGACAUCGUCAAGGAGGCCGAAACACAAAUCAUUCAAACCCGAUAUGAAGCCAAUGCUUUCAACAUCCAAGAUGAGAUUUUUCAUGCCGCAGCAGGCGAAUACAUGCAGGUAGUCGAAGGACAACAGCAUGCAGGGGAUGAGGAGCAUACAGAGCCCGAUGUUGAUGGCCCCCAACCAGUCCCAUCCAGAUCUGCCACCGCAUCUGAACAACCCACUGGAUCUAAUUAUGAACACGAGCCAUUUUAUCAGAACGAACAGAAAGUCGCUCGUGGUUAUACCUCUAAAAUCAUUCGAAAAAACGCUGAGGCCAGAGCAGCAUACGAGAGUGGGAAACAUGGCGCAGAUGAUUUCUUGCAGCGCGCGAAGCUGAACGAGAUCAGCCAAGAAGAAGAGUCUACUGUCGACAAUAAGAUGAAAGCUCUUCUUCAUGCUUGUGAAGAUGCUCUUGCUGGCUUACCUGGGCGUUCGCUCUCCGUCGGUAAUACUGAUGCUUUGUCUGCACUGGCAGAUGCAGCCAGUACACAACAGCCCAUGUCGGCGAUCCGAUUGACCGCUUUCCCAAUCCCAUUGCAGUCGACAUCAGAUCAACAACAGCUACCAUCAUUCAUGCAGCCAGAGCCGCAGAUGCCACCACCCAGGCGACCAUCUCUCCCUCCAUCACGUGGUUUCCCGGAUGUGUUUACUAUGGGCACAAGGCGUCAGCUACCACCACUGCAAGGUGGUCCUCUCCCACGAUAUGGGUCAGGACAACAACACCAAUUUCAUCCUGUACCCGCUCCGGCUCCGCCAGCAAGAACUCCUGCAAAUAUGCCACCUCCAUCUUAUUUCUAUCCGAAUAACUCGCAUGGAAACCCUUAUCAAUGCGGGCCAACGCCUCCGCCUCCACCUCCACCAUCUGCUCCCCCUCGUCGAUAUUAA
Talaromyces stipitatus ATCC 10500 is the source of this 2052-nucleotide messenger RNA. RefSeq lists its product as uncharacterized. The record is from RefSeq and is a predicted model, not a curated record. Bases 1 to 2052 code for a protein of 683 amino acids. The transcript has 4 exons. Lineage: Eukaryota; Fungi; Ascomycota; Eurotiomycetes; Eurotiales; Trichocomaceae.